AUGGCAGAUUUUGAAUCGCACAUAAAGGGCAAAAAGUUCUUGUUGGAGAAUAGUGAGCGGGGCAACACCAUUGCGGAAGCAGACAGCUUUGACCCACUUGAUACUAACUCCCAUGGCAUGGUUCGUACCGAUUCAGACGACUCUCUGCACCUGAAACCAGUACGUCCGCGCGAGUUCCGAUCGUUCAUGGUUGUACCUUUCGUCACUCUUUUGCUUGGACUCGCAAUUGCCCUAGGCGUUCUGUUGUUGAAGAGUCAGCCUCAUGGCUCGGACCUGUUCCUCGUUGCCGAGUCGAAUUACACGGCAGGAACCCCGCUUCCAGCAUGGACUGAUGAUCAGUUCAUGUACAUGCCUUUUAUGGACGAAGAGCAGUUGAGCACCGAGAACAUAGAAGAAACUCAGGCUCGUACGACAGCCAUAGGAGUGAAGCCUGAAUGCCAACAAGUUCAAGCCCAGAACUGGACGGCCAGCUGGUUUGCGAAGAAGUAUGGCGAGUCGCUCAGCAAUAUCUCCAUGACAGUGGAUGGUAUAACCUGCAGAAGAACGGGGAUAAUGACGUCGGUAGGACCGACCGGCGUUGGGGAGUUAAACCCAGUAUGCCAGACUGGGAAAGUAUCUAUGCAGUUUGCCGGUAUACUAGAAGCGCGCCAGAAUGCUUCUUUGGCCGAGCAAACCUUCUGCGCAGAGUUGGCGGUCCUUGCCUACAUCCAAGAUGAGAACAUAUGUUCGCGGAACACUACGACUGAGUUCAACGAGCAGAACGCCGUCUUCUUUGGAUGCCGCCCACGACUGAUUGGUGGCGAGAGUGAUGUGCUGGUCAGUAGAGACGGACGAGUACAACACGUCUUACAAGCCAACAUCACAUCGGACCUCUCCCCGCAAUUUCUCGAGCGUCACUUCAGUAAUGAUGCUUCCAACCUUCUGCGCCAGGGCAAUGCAUAUUUAUUCACUGGCACUACCGCCCCGAAAUGGCAUAACGACUCAUAUGCCAUUGACUUCAUAAACUACUUCAUGAUCAAGCAAAGUAACAACAGCCGACUUAUAGACCCAAGCCUGCCUCUACCGACACUCGAACAAGUAACGCGGGACUUGUACCCUGUCUAUAGCAAACUCUUCGCCAUCUGGCUCGGCAUCAACAAAAGAAAAUUACUAGUGUCACGCGAAGAGGGCGCUACUUCGGUUGUGGAGGGUCUGGUGAACCAGCGUCAAACUCGUGUCUUUCUUUCUACGCCAUUAUUUGUUAUGGCGGAGAUAAUCUUGGGCGUCUAUAUUAUCGUCGCUGUAUGCAUCUACCUGUGGCGGCCGGGCCGCUUCCUACGUCGCAUGCCGACUUCCAUCGGAGCCAUCAUAGCGCUGUUUGCAGCGAGUCAGGCCGUGCGCGAAAUGCGUGGAACGAGUCUAUUGACAAGACGGGAUCGGAGGAAGCAUCUACAGAGCUUGGGUGGGACGUAUGGCUACGGUACAUUCAUUGGUGCAGACGGGAGAUUGCACGAAGGUAUUGAGAAAGAGCCGUUUGUGGAUGCUGUGCCGGUUCGUGGAGUGCUUGAGAACGUGCAAACAGGCUUCUCCUCGAAGAGCUCGAUGUUCAAACGCACUCGUGGCUGA
This is a messenger RNA of Pyrenophora tritici-repentis Pt-1C-BFP, 1605 nucleotides long. The record is from RefSeq and is a predicted model, not a curated record. Lineage: Eukaryota; Fungi; Ascomycota; Dothideomycetes; Pleosporales; Pleosporaceae.